CGCUGUGUGGUCUCUGCGCUUCGAAGGGCUUUUCUCUGAUUAUUACGUGCUGCGUGCUGCUUUCACAUCCUCACAUCUUGAGUGCGUCGUUGCGGGAGGACCAUCAGGAAAAGCGUACAACAUCAGUCAUGGCCGCCAUCAGCAGCUCAAACACAACUUUUGCCUUAGAGCUGCUCCGCACUCUGAGCCAAGCGAACCCCAACGGGAACAUCUUUGUCUCCCCGCUGAGCAUCAGCUCGGCCCUGGCUAUGGUCUACCUGGGGGCUAAAGGAGACACUGCUGCUCAGAUGGCGAAGGCCCUCUCAUUCAGCUCUGGAGAAGGCGUCCACGCAGACUUCCAGACACUGAACGCUGACAUCAACUCACCGUCUGCGUCAUACAUCCUGAAACUAGCCAACCGUCUUUACGGAGAAAACACUGCCAACUUCCUCCCGCAAUUCGUCGAAGCCACACAGAAGCACUACCAGGCGGACCUGAAGGCUGUGGAUUUUAUGGGGGCUCCAGAGGCCUGCAGAGCAGAGAUCAACAGCUGGGUCGAGCAGCAGACAGAGAAUAAGAUUAAAGAUCUUCUGAAGCCUGGAACAGUCUCUGCUAUGACACGAUUGGCUCUGGUUAAUGCUAUCUACUUCAAGGGAAACUGGAUGAACCGCUUUGAUCAGGCAAACACCAAAGAGAUGCCCUUUAAAGUCAACCAGAAUGAGGCCAAGCCGGUCCAGAUGAUGUACCAGAUGAAGAAGCUGCCUUACAACUACGUUCCUGAGCUCGGCCUGCAGAUCCUGGAGCUGCCGUACGUGGAUGAGGAGCUCAGCAUGUUCAUCCUGCUGCCCGAGGAGACCGCAGACAGCUCUGACCCUCUGCUGAAGUUGGAGAACGAUCUAACGCGGGAGAAUCUGGACGAAUGGACCAACAGGGAAAACAUGGACGUCCACUCAGAAGUCCUCGUUCACCUUCCCAAGUUCAAGCUGGAGGAAGACUACGAGCUGAACGAGCCUCUGGCCAAACUCGGCAUGAGGGACGUGUUCUGUGGGGCGAAGGCCGAUUUGUCUGGCAUGAGCGGGGAAAGAGGACUCUUCCUGUCCACAGUGGCCCACAAGGCCUUUGUGGAGGUAAACGAGGAGGGGACGGAGGCGGCUGCAGCCACAGCGGGCAUGGUAGCAUUCUGUAUGAUGAGGGAGGAGCACUUCACAGCGGACCACCCCUUCCUCUUCUUCAUCAGGCACAAUAAGACCAAGUCCAUCCUCUUCCUCGGCAGGUUCUCGUCUCCUCAGUAGACAGAACCAGCAGAUGAAGAUAUUGUGUCAAUUGAAAUAAAAAGGAUAUUUAAAAUACUAGCAAAAUCUUUGAAAUGAAUGCUUUAUUUUCUGGGAUAUUUAAUUGAAUUUAACUGGUUUUAUUUCUUCUCUGCCUUUGAAUUGAAAUCAUAGAUAUA
Messenger RNA from Cyclopterus lumpus (lumpfish), 1429 nucleotides. RefSeq names its product serpin peptidase inhibitor, clade B (ovalbumin), member 1 (gene serpinb1). The coding region runs from base 129 to 1271 and encodes 380 amino acids. Gene Ontology annotation, biological process: negative regulation of endopeptidase activity. The record is from RefSeq and is a predicted model, not a curated record. The transcript is spliced from 7 exons. Gene Ontology annotation, molecular function: serine-type endopeptidase inhibitor activity. Lineage: Eukaryota; Metazoa; Chordata; Actinopteri; Perciformes; Cyclopteridae.